AUUGUGGUUUUCAGAUGGCCCGUACCAAGCAAACUGCUCGUAAGUCUACUGGAGGAAAGGCUCCUAGGAAGCAACUUGCCACAAAGGCUGCACGUAAGUCUGCUCCUACCACUGGUGGUGUUAAGAAGCCACACAGAUACCGUCCUGGUACUGUUGCUCUUCGUGAGAUUCGUAAGUACCAAAAGAGUACUGAGCUCUUGAUCAGGAAGCUUCCAUUCCAGAGGCUUGUCCGUGAAAUUGCCCAGGACUUUAAGACUGAUCUCCGUUUCCAGAGUCAUGCGGUGCUGGCUCUGCAAGAGGCUGCUGAGGCCUAUUUGGUGGGUCUCUUUGAAGACACUAACCUUUGCGCAAUUCACGCCAAGCGCGUAACUAUUAUGCCAAAGGACAUUCAGCUCGCCAGGCGAAUCCGGGGGGAGCGUGCUUAGUUUGAUUGCUGAAGUAGUAGCUCUGUUGGUCGUAUUUUUACUGUUUUCUUGUUAGACAAAGACAAUUAAGGAAGUUGGUAGUA
Molecule: messenger RNA, 508 nt
Organism: Lycium ferocissimum
Lineage: Eukaryota; Viridiplantae; Streptophyta; Magnoliopsida; Solanales; Solanaceae
Product: histone H3.3
Exons: 4
Coding region: 15-425 (136 amino acids)
Cellular component (GO): nucleosome
Molecular function (GO): structural constituent of chromatin; DNA binding; protein heterodimerization activity
Source: RefSeq, a predicted model, not a curated record